AUGUCAAUGACUUUAAUCGUGUUACGAGACAAGUAUCCAGCAAUGUUCGUUAAUGAUGAGAAAAUUAAAGGACUCGUUAAGCAACUUACUUCUUUGCUGGCAAUAACCAUUGUCAUCAUCAACAACGUUCUUCAGCCUAUUCUUUCUGCUAAUUUCUCUUGCAGCACUAAAACCCUAGAUUGCAUCAAGCUCAAGGCCAUUGUGUUCAAAUUUAAUGUGUAG
This is a messenger RNA of Eruca vesicaria subsp. sativa (arugula), 222 nucleotides long. NCBI's taxonomy places the organism in Eukaryota, Viridiplantae, Streptophyta, Magnoliopsida, Brassicales, Brassicaceae. The record is from the annotation of a GenBank genome assembly.